UGGGUGUGUAUCAAUGUGUUUGUAAAACAAUCCAGCUUACAAUUUUAUUUUUACUACGAAAAUUAUAAUACGUUGCAAGCAUCAUUUAUAAAUAUUUAUGAUAAUAAAUAAUAAUUAAGUAUCGUCUAUUAUUGUUAAUUAAUUUUGAUUGAGUCAGAAUAAAUACAAUGGAUCAUUCUCAUCGGAGGGGACAAAAUAACACUGACACAAUCAAUGCUAAAGGUGAUACAUCAUGUAUUGAUUUGUCGUCUUCUUCCUCUUCUUCUGAUGAUGAUGCUGAUGUAUGUAUACUGGGUGAGGUGAGCAGCAGACGCGAUGAUACCGGUUCAUCAACGCAAAAUGAACGUGAAUAUCAUGUUAUGGGUUGCAGUUAUCGUCAUACAAACACAUGUCUAUGCAAAGACAUAAUAAAUUUAGAAAAACGUAAAGCAAAAUUAUCAACAAUGUCAUUUAGAGAUAAUAAUAAUUCAGUAAGCAGCAGUGCACAUUCAUCAAUUCUUGCUGGACGUUUUUAUGAUAUACAAUCACGUAGUUCAUCUGAAACAUCAUACUACAGUGCACAAACAAAUAAUAAUGUUAAUGAUAAACAAAUAACAUCUGAAACAUCAUCAUUAUCAAGUAAUUAUUCAACUGAUAAAUGGAAUAAAAAUAUUGAAACAUCUGUUGAAUUAACUGAAACCUCAAAUAAAGAUUUAUCAAAUCAAGAUACAUCUAAAGAUAAAAAUACAGGUGAAGACGAUGAUGAUGAUGAUGCUGAUGAUGAUGUUACACGUGUUGAAAAUAAUAAUUCAAUAACAUCAGUUGAAAUACAAGAACCAAUUGUUAAUGAAAAUAUUGUGUUGGAUAAAAAUGAUAAUGAACAACCAGUUAAAAUGAAUUCAUCAUUUCUUAAAAAAUUAAUAAAAGUAAUUGAUUCACCAGUUGAAGAAGAUAGUAUUAAACCAACUGAAUUUUUUUCAAGAUUAUCACAAUCUUACAUUGGUAAUACAGAUAAUUUUAAAAGAAAAUUAAUGACAAUUAUGGAAGAAAAUAGUAUGAGUCAAAAUUGUACAUUGAGUGAUGAUAAUUUAACUAAAAAAUAUGUUGAUAUUUGUCAAUAUAUACAAGAUGAAUCAAUGCCAUCAUUAAUGUUUGGCUCUUCAUUGUUAAAUGCAACUAAUAAUAGAACAAGUGAAGUUCAUUUAUCACCAAAAUCUUCACCAGUUAAAAAAUUAAUAACAAAUAAUAAUAAAAAAAAUAUAAAUUCAUCACCAUUGUAUAAAACAGCAUUGUCAAAUAAUGCAACACCAAAUAAAAAAUAUCAAAAUAAACAACAACAACAAUUUGCCUCACCAAAUUCACCAAGCUCACCGAAUACACUUUGUGGUGAUUCAUUUAUACGUCUUGAAAAAUAUUGUGAACAAAUAUCAACACCAACAAGUGGUAAAAAAAAUAAUUUACGUAGAAGUUUUUCUGUUCCUGAUUUUGCUGUUUGGACAGCUAAAGAAGAAUUUUUAAAAAAAUGUAAAGAUCAAGAAAAAUCACUUGAUGAUACAAUACCAGCUGUUAAAUUAUCUGAUGAUGUUACAUCUUCAAGUUAUGAAACAUUUGAAAGUCAUAGUCGUCGUGAUAUUGAUUAUCAUACAAUGGAUACUUCAAUUUUAGAUGAUGAAGAUGAUUUAACAAAAACAAUUAUGAUUGAAGUUGCUAAAAAACGUAAACGUUGUUAUGAAACUGAAAAAACAAUUCGUGAAAUUGACGCAGCAUCAAAUGCAUCAUCUGAAACAUCAACGACAUUUGAAUCAGAUAAAAUAUUAGAAAUGUUUGAAUUAAUUAAAAAAUCAGAAGAUUAUUAUAAUUAUUUAACUGAACAUAAAGAUACUAUUCGUGCUGUAACUAAAAGACUAAGCUUUGAUUCAGGUGUUGAUUUAUCAGCUAAAACACCCGAACAUAAAAGUCCAAGAAAAAAAAUUAUAGAAAAUACAAAAUUAACACAAUUAAAACCAACAAAAGCAGUUGCACCAAGAGCAAAAUCACCUGGACGUUUAACAGAUGAAAAAAUUAUUAAAAAACCUAAUAAUAAUAAUAUUAAAACACCAGGUCAAAAAUUACAAGCAUCAACUCCACAUUCAGCUAAAAAAAUUGGUUCUUUAACAAAUCUUUAUCCAUCAUCAUCAUCAUCAUCAAGCAGUUCAACAAAAUCAUUAGCAUCAAGUAAAUUGAAUGUAAAUUAUCAUCAAACACCAACAAGAUCAAUGACAAAAUUACCACAAUCAGUUUCACCAUCAUUGAAGCAACAAGAAACACCAAAACUAUUGUCUUCUCAAUUAUCAAGUACAAGAAAAUCACCAGCAGCAGCUAAACAAACAACUCCAAUGUCAUACAUAACAUCAACAAUUAAAUUAACACCAACAACACCAAGAAAAAAUGAUCCAAUUAUUUCACAAUCACCAAGACAAGUCAGUUCAUACAACAAGACACCAGUUACCACUGAUGCUAAAAGAAGAUUUUUCAUAACUCCAAACAAAGGCAAUCCAUCACCAUCACCAUUAAAUAAAAUAAAAGUAAAUAAACCUAAAAAUUAUUUUACUGGUUUAGAUGAUGCUUAUGGUUAUAAAACAGUUAAAUCACCAGUUGCUGAGUAUAUACGUGGUACAGAUACACAGCUUGUACAAAAUGUCAGAGCUAAAAGAAAUAGUUUUUUGCUAACACCAAAAUUAAAUACUGCUGAUACACAAAAUGAAGAUCUUAAAUUUAAAUUAAAUAAAAAUGACGAUAGUCCAGUUGGUUUUAAUCAUAUUUUAAGUCCAGUUUUACAACAUCAGGCUAAAAUGAUGCUUGCUGAAAAUGAAGAAAAUGUACCAAUUGAUUUUCAUCUACCACAGACAAAUUACAAGAUGCCUGAUGAAAUACAUGAGAUUAUUGGCAGUCCUUCAAAAAUUCGUGGUGCAAGAUCACGUUUAUUGCAAGAAGUUAAUGAAAGAAAAAUAGUAACACGUCAUGAAGGUCGUGUUGCUACUAGUUUUAUUGAUUCACUAGAUGAUGACAUGGCUGAUAUGUCAAUUCAUGUUACAAAUCAUGCAAAUAAAACAAAUUAUACUGGCUAUUUAAGACGUGUUAAAGACUGAAAUAUUAAUUCAUGAUAUUAAUAAUUAAUAACGAAAAUUAAAAAAAAGAGAAAGUAUUUUAAUUAAUAUUUUAUUGUAAAAUUUUCUAUUAUCUAUAUGACAAGGAAGGGGUAAAAUUACGAAUAAUAUUUUAGCGUGUUGAUUACGCCCAUGUUAAUUAUAUUUUUUACGAUUUUUUUAUAAUAAUUAUAAAAAAGAAAAAAAAAACUAUCACAUGUC
Aphidius gifuensis is the source of this 3326-nucleotide messenger RNA. RefSeq lists its product as uncharacterized. NCBI's taxonomy places the organism in Eukaryota, Metazoa, Arthropoda, Insecta, Hymenoptera, Braconidae. Bases 168 to 3107 code for a protein of 979 amino acids. The transcript is spliced from 3 exons. The record is from RefSeq and is a predicted model, not a curated record.